This is a messenger RNA of Aspergillus ibericus CBS 121593, 903 nucleotides long. RefSeq lists its product as uncharacterized. The record is from RefSeq and is a predicted model, not a curated record. Lineage: Eukaryota; Fungi; Ascomycota; Eurotiomycetes; Eurotiales; Aspergillaceae. The transcript is spliced from 3 exons. Bases 101 to 676 code for a protein of 191 amino acids.
UCCCAUUUCGCCCGUCUCUUCCAUUGCACAUUGUCUCUCGUCUUGCUUCUGGAACUUGUACUGUCUCUUACAUUCUCGUUCAGCUAUCACGUAUCUCACAAUGGUUCUCGCACGCCCUCACAUUCUCCGCGCAUCCGCUCGGGCCGUCGGUGUCGCAGCUCGACGACCUCCCACCCAGCAAUUCGCACGCAGGACAUAUGCUCAGUCGCAUGAUGCUCCCAAGUCCUCCGAUAUGCCAUGGCUCAUCGCAUCUGUUGGUUUGGGUCUCCCAACAGCGUACUACCUGCUUCAAGGCGGACCCCAGAAGAAACCCCACCACGGCCACGACGAAGCUCAUGGAGCUGGACACGUUGAGAAAGGGGAGAAGAAGGAGGCCGAGUCGUCUGCAGGUGAUGCUGCUCCUCAGCCUGAUCGCGACUCGGAGCAGAAGGUAGAAUCUUCCGGUAGUGGUAGUACUCCUUCGACGGAUGGAAAGGCACCUUCUGAGGCGGACCAGGCCGCUAGCCGAAAGGAACCAGGUUCUUCGGCCACUAUCUCCUCUAAGCAGGAGGGCCUCUCUAACACGGACACUGACAACCCGUUCGUGAACGAGCCUGGAAAGAGCCAAAAGGGAGAGGGAGAGACCGAAACCGCUAAGGUGAAGGGAACCGUUGCUCCUGACCGUCCUCAGGCGUAAUUGGGUUGCCUCAGGGUCCAGUGUGAAAAGUUGAUUCAUAGCUCUGGCGGCGAUUGUUGUAUUCUAUCUUCCAUGUGGCAUGAUCGAAUGUUAGAUCACCAAGAGGUGUUAAUGUAACAUCUUUGUCUACUGGCCUUUCGUGCAUGCGUAGAGGGUCAUGAAACAGUCAGCUUGACCUUGGGAUGGUGCAGUCUAACCGGAUGAUAAGAUGAAGAGGUAAAGAAAUG